Messenger RNA from Myiozetetes cayanensis, 6148 nucleotides. It is a transcript of the gene SNX19, whose product is annotated as sorting nexin 19. Gene Ontology annotation, molecular function: phosphatidylinositol binding. Gene Ontology annotation, cellular component: intracellular membrane-bounded organelle; early endosome membrane. The record is from RefSeq and is a predicted model, not a curated record. NCBI's taxonomy places the organism in Eukaryota, Metazoa, Chordata, Aves, Passeriformes, Tyrannidae. The transcript is spliced from 11 exons. The coding region runs from base 309 to 3134 and encodes 941 amino acids.
GGGGCUGAGGAACCCCGGGGCCCGCUGAAGGGAGUCCUUGAGAAGCCCCAGUGAGGGUGCCGGGUGGUUGACAAGCUCCGGUACGCGGUCAGGGGGCCCGGCGUGUUGUGCUCCAUGAGCCGCAGCGCAGAGCCCGGGCUGGGGGUUCCUGGCGAGCUCCGGUGUCUGCGGAGGGUCCCGCUCAGCUGAGCCCCAGCACCCCCUCAAGGAGCUCGGGCGAGCCCCGGUGCGGGGUCGAGCUGUGCCGAGCUCCGGUGUUGCCCAGCCCCGGUGUUGGGCGCUUGGCAGCGCCCUCCGCCCGCCCCGCCAUGCCGGGCCAGGGCCCCUCGGGGUCCCGCCGGCCGCUGCUGGCCGUGGCGGUGGCGCUGGGCUGGCUGCUGGCGCUGCAGCUGCUGCUGGACCUGCGGGCGCUGGGGCUGCUGUGCGGGGUGCUGGCGGUGCUGGGGGGCUGGCUGGGUCCCCCGGCCCUGCUUCCCCGCGGCCGCCGCCUGCGCCUGGAGCGCUUCGUGAGCUCCCUGCGGUGCCCCCCGGGCUGCCCCGCCGACGAGGCGCGGCUGGAGCGGGAGAUCGCCAGCACCAUCCGCAAGGUGGUGCGGGACUUCGUGGCCUCGUGGUACCGCACGGUGAGCAGGGAGCCGGCCUUCGAGGCCGAGGUGGAGCGGGCCAUGGUGGGCCUGGCCGCGGAACUGCGGCGGCGCAUGGCGCGGGUGGACCGGCGAGCCCUGGCCCGCCGCCUGCUCCUGCUGUGCGGGCGGCACCUCCAGAGCUUCCUGCGGGCGCGGGACGCCCUGCGGGACGAUCCCAAGGGCGGCGGGGCGCUGUGGCGGGAGUACAGCCGGCUGGCGGGGCCGCACCCUGCCCUGCUCAGCCCCGCGGCCGAGGUGGGGUGCGCCCGCGCCGCCGUGGAGUCGCUGCUGCGGGCCCUGGUGCCGUGGCCGCACCUGGAAACGCGGACGGGGCGCUUCGUGGUGGUGGAGCUGGUGGCCUGCAACGUGCUGCUGCCGGCCGUCAGGAAGAUGUCCGAUCCCGACUGGAUCAACCUGCUGCUCAUCGGGAUGCUCUCCAAGAAGCCCCGCGGUGGGAAGCCCCACCCGGCACCCUCUGUGCCGGAUUCCUUGCCCUUCCCAGCACAGGUGGAUGCGGCUCCUGCUGGGCUGUCCCCCUCCCCGAGGGCUGUGGAGGGGCUCAGUAGAGAGGCAGGGGCUGCUGGCGAGGAGGGAGAGGAGACAAGCAGGUCGUGCCACACAGAGGAGCCUUUCCUGCGCCCCCGAGCCCUGGGAUCCCUCUUCCCGUGCGAGGGUUUGGAGCUGGAAUCCUCCACGCCCGGUGCGGGCCAGGACACGGACCUGCUGGCAGCGUCCCCCACUGGGGAGCUCCUUGAUGAGCCCCUGCAGGACCCCUCUGUGCCAGAGGGCCCGGCCCCUUUGGAAGAUGGAACGGGGGACCUGGAGGAGGGCCCUGCCCCCAGCUCAGAUGUUGGGCUGCUUUCCACCCCUGCCUUGAGCUCCUGCCCUGACAUCCAGAUCGAGCCAGUGGUGGAGAAGGAGGAGGAAAGCCCUGCAGUCCCCAGGAAGUUCUCCUCGCAGAGACCCUCCAGCCUGGGGAGAGAUCUUGGGGCAGCAGAGGGCCCACCACAAAUCCCCCCAGAGCCUGGGCAGUCCCUGCCCCUGCUCACAUCCUCCCCAACAGCUUCCAUGAGCACCUUCAGCUUUGAGCCCCUGAGCAGCCCCGACGGGCCUGUCGUGAUCCAGAACCUGCGGAUAACUGGGACCAUCACUGCCCGGGAGCACAGUGGCACUGGCUUCCACCCCUACACCCUCUACACCGUCAAGUAUGAGACAGUGCUGGAGGGUGAGGGUGCAGGGAGCCUUCAGCAGGUGGCUUAUCACACCGUCAACCGCCGCUAUCGGGAGUUCCUCAACCUGCAGACCCGGCUGGAGGAGAAACCGGAGCUCCGCAAGUUCCUCAAAAACAUCAAAGGCCCAAAGAAACUGUUCCCUGAUCUCCCUUUUGGAAACAUGGACAGCGAUAAAGUGGAAGCCAGGAAAAGUCUGCUGGAAUCCUUCUUAAAGCAAUUGUGUGCAGUCCCUGAAAUUGCCAACAGUGAGGAGGUGCAGGAGUUUCUUGCCCUCAACACCGACGCCAGGAUCGCGUUUGUCAAGAAGCCCUUUGUUGUCUCCAGGAUAGACAAGAUCGUUGUCAGUGCUAUUGUGGACACCCUGAAGACGGCAUUCCCCAGGUCAGAGCCCCAGAGCCCCACGGAGGAUCUGAGCGAGUCUGAAGUGGAUGGAAAGUCCCAGACAGAUGGCAAGAAGGCAACUAAGUCCAGGCUGAGGUUCUCAUCCAGUAAAAUCACUCCAGUGCUGAGUGUGAGUGAAGCUCAUGACAGGAUAGUGUACUCCAUCAGGGAGGGCAGCGCUGUCUCUGGCACCCUGUCGCUGGCUGCUAUGGAAUCCUUCAUCCAGAAGCAGGAGAAGCUGCUGGAAGCAAUCCCUAGCAAAGCUCCUGAAGGUGAGGGAGGCAGAGAAGCUAAGGGAAGCUCUGUGCAGGAGGAUGCAGAUGGGCUGAACACACCAGAGCAGGGGACACAUCUGGACAUGAACUCCGACUCUGAGACAGCUUUAGCUGAUCUGGCCCUGGAUGUGCUUCGCCUGGUGCUGGUGGAUCACUGGAGCUGGUUGUGCACAGAGAACAUUCACAAGGUCUUCAACCUGCUCUUUGGGACCCUUGUUCAAAGGUGGCUGGAAGUGCAGAUGUUUAACCUGACCUGCACCCAGCGUUGGGUCCAGUACCUGCAGUUGCUCCAGGAAUCCAUCUGGCCCGGAGGAGUUUUACCAGCAGUGCCUAAACCCCCCAGGACAGAGGAGCAGAAGAAGGCAACAGCAGAUCAGGCCCUGCAGAGCCUGAUGGGCAUUUUGCCUAAUGUGAUCCAAGAAAUCCUUGGGACCAGCAAGUGUCAGAUGAGCUGGAACCUGGUGCUGGAGUCCCUGAGCCAGCCUGUGAUAAACAGGCACCUGGUUUUCUGCCUCUUGGACAUUCUGCUGGAGUUCUUGGUCCUGAAGGGCUCCAGUGAGGAACCCAAAGCUACAGCUGCAGCACCAUCUGCUCGUGGUGGACUGGACAAAGCACUUUAGCUAGGACUGGUUGAGCCAGCAGUGGGGAGGAGAGGCAGCCACAGGCAUGGGAUGACUUGAUUUUCAGUGUUUACUGAACAUGUCUGGGAGCUUCUUGCAAAGAAUUUUUCCAGCCAGUGCUGAAGGAAGGUACUUCCAGGCUUCUCUCUCCUGGCUGGGAGGUGGAUUAAACCCAGUGCCAGGGGCUGAACAUCUACUGUGCAUCUCUUCCAUUGCUGACCUGAUAGAGAGCCUGGAAUGAAGAUGCCUGAGCAGUUGGAGAAGGAUGUUCAGGCUGCUCACAAACCCUGUGGUCCUGCCCCAUGUUUCUGAACAACUGUAGCACCUGAAGGCAGAGAUAGCACAUAAGAUUUGCUUUUGUGGCAUCGAACUUCACCUGGCACUGGCACAGAGAGACUUGAUGGGAUGGGAUCUUGUUGGUAAAUGUUCCUGCAGGAAGGGGAAGGGAGGGGAAAUGCUGUCCAUGCUGUCUAAUCAUCCUGCCCUGUGCUUGCAGUGCUCAAUUGGUGUUACUAGAAGGAAGAUGGGGAGGGAAUGGAGUGUGGAGAAGUCAGGGUCCAGCUGCCCAGACACCUGGGAGGUGAGAGCAGUGCAGGAAUCAAAGCUGCUGUGCUGCCUUAGUGACAGAGAUCAGCUGCUUCCCACUGCUCUGACAUCAUCAGUUCCCCAUCAUCUGCCUGAUAAGUAGGAUGCAGGUGGACUGUGAUCCUGUGGGAAAGAGAACUCUCCUCAGGCUAAGGAGGAAUGGCAGCUUGGCUGGACUGUAGGAUUCCCUUUCUGAGUCCCCUUGUAGUCCCUGGGGCUGUCACCUGGAAGGCACAGGAGAAGUUGAGCCAUGUGUGACACAGCCAGGAUCAUGCAGGGUCACAGCUCCUGUCUGUCUGUAUGCCCCAUGUACCCCAUGGGCCAUUUCAUCCCACAGAAUCAUGGAAUACCAGGUGGGAAGAGAAUGCCUGCUGUUCCUUGGAGCUGGAUACUCCAUGGCACAUUUGGAGGGAAGGGCAAUGUCACUCCAACAUUCCUGUUCUGCUCUUCCCAGAAGAGCUGCUUAAUAAUGGACCCACAGCAGUGUGAGCUGCUUCUGUGUGUGGUGUGAAAAUGCAGGAAGGGAUUGGCUUGCUGUCUGCAAAAAUAGAGUUUUAGGGAGCUCUAAGGACAUGCCAAGGUUAGGCAAAGUGCAAUAUAAUGAAGCAAAGCAGUUUGGCAUCACUUUUAUCAGAGCCAUUUCUCAGCAGUAACACUUGGGAGAUGGCAGAUUGGCCACUUGCUUGGGAAAAGGAGGGAGGUGUAAAGUGUGUUAGGCAUAAGAGUUGCAGGAUGCUUCGGGAUAAUCCCAAAGCAGAGAUUAUUGGGAAGGAGGGCUCAAAUAUCUCCCUAAAUACCUGCUUGGAGAGCAGCUGCUUCACCCUGUCUUUCACUGCCAGGCUCUUGUUUCCCUUCUUUUCCCUGCUGCUUCCAUUUACUGCCCCAGCUGUCAGGAGUGGGAGCAGGAGCCAUCGGCCAUGGCUGAUGCAGCAGAGCUCUGGUGUACUUAGUGCCUUCCCAGAUGCUCUUGGUGUGCUUGUUUGCUGUUGCUUCCUAAUUAAUUGUAUGGUUUGGAGUUCCAGGACCCUGGUCUGUCAUUAAUUAGGGAUAAUGUUAAGGAUUAAAUUAAGGACUGUAAAUUAUGCAUUGCCGGCUCCAGGGCCAAAGUCUAGCACAGUCCUUGCACACACUGGAUGUGGCACUGGAAGAAGGAGCUGAUGCUUCUCCUUUGCCAGGAAGCCCAAGUUGUCCCUGCUGUUAAACCUCAUCUCUGCAAUUAUGCAAAUGACUGAAUAUUCAGGAAAUAAUCUGUGGGUACUGCCAGUUUGGGAGCUGGUGCUUUGCUGGGAUGGUGUAGCCAUGAUUUGGGGUUGUACCAGCUGCCACAUCCCCCUCUGUGUUUAUUUACAUGGGAGGAGCUGGGGCAGAGAGAGAUGAGGUAGAUUUACUUACAUGCACUUUGAAGUCAGUGUUGGAGUUGGAAACACACCCAGAAGCUGGGAUUGUGAGAUCUUUGUUUUAAUCUCCAGAACCCCCUUUCUUGUCUCGUUCAGGCUGAGCACUUUCUCAUGCUCCCACUGGCUGGGCUUCAAUCUCCCAUUCCCUCCUUGGCCUGGUCUCACAGCUGAGGUGAAGUUGCCCAGGAGUGGAUAGCCCCUCUCUGGAUCUCGUUGUUAAGGAAUAAAAAAAAAAAAUCCAAUAAAAAGCUCAGCUUUUUUCUCCUGCUAGUUCUUUGCCUCGCUGUAAUUUUGGGAUUAAAUUGAGCACCAUGGUGGCAAAGGCAAACUUCUGCAUUCAGGUGGGCUGGAAGUUGAUUUGCAUUGGACUAAGACUAGAAAAAACUGCUUUGGGAAAGCAAACAAGGUUGACAGAAUAACUUCAGCUGUGUGUCAUAUUCCCUUUUUCUGCAGGAAUUUGUAGAAGGAAUUUGCUGAACACUUCAGCCACCUCUUGCUGAAGGGAGGGUGGGGAGAGCAGCCAGAUUUGAUCUCAGUAAAGAGUUGGCAGCCUUGUGUUGUGUUACAUGUAGAGCAGUUCAUGCUUCUGGUGGGGGACAGCUCUCCAGGGCCCCUCUGCAUGUGUGUGAUCCUCUUCUGUCUCACCCCAGUCUGGUUUUGUGGCAUUGAGGAAAGAAUUUCUUUCCCCCUGCCUCAGUUUCCCCCUGGUUGACUGGAAGCUCCUUGGAAGCAGGAGCUGCUCCUGUGGACAGCAGAACACAGUGGUAAGAACUUCAGGGCUCCACUCUAAGCUAGAUAUUCCUGUGUUGACACAGAGCUUGGUGAUUUAAUUGUGUCUUCAGGGGGAAAAGUCCCCCCAUGCACUGACUCCCCGUUGUAUUUCCUGUAUUCAGCCCUUUGUAUCAGCUGUUUGUGGUGCUGCUCUUGGAAUCAGUGUAGAAUUGUCUCAAAAACCUGUUUUGUUGCUGAAUGGGAAGCAAACCUGCACUCCCAAGUACCUGUGUGCAAUAAUAAUAUUUUAUUUCAGACUUA